Molecule: messenger RNA, 1330 nt
Organism: Cygnus olor (mute swan)
Lineage: Eukaryota; Metazoa; Chordata; Aves; Anseriformes; Anatidae
Gene: MEOX1
Product: mesenchyme homeobox 1
Exons: 3
Coding region: 316-1047 (243 amino acids)
Biological process (GO): positive regulation of transcription by RNA polymerase II
Cellular component (GO): nucleus
Molecular function (GO): DNA-binding transcription factor activity, RNA polymerase II-specific; RNA polymerase II cis-regulatory region sequence-specific DNA binding
Source: RefSeq, a predicted model, not a curated record
CUCUCUCCCCAGCACGGUAUUUAAAAAGUGUUUCACUCAUGUCCAGCACUUCACAAGGAAGCAAGCUUCAGGCCUUGGGAAAUAAUUCAGGGCAAUCACUGCCUAGAUCUGGUUACUCUUUUCCAGUCGGGACAAUGAAGACUUUUAGAAGAGUUCCCAAAAUAACAAGUCUGCAACAGCCCCAAAGCCACAAACAAACUGUUGUUUAGAGAGGAAAUCUAUUCCCGUAACGUUGGAAAAUUUCCCCUCUUCUGAUUGCAAAGCCUGAGCUGCAACCGGCCCCGAGCACCGAAGUGUGGACGGCGCUGGAGGCGAAUGGAUCCCACCAUCAGCAGCUGCAUGCGCGGUCCCCAGGCUCCAGCCCCACUCUGGGGGUGCCUGCGGAGCACCCGUGCAGACGUCCCCACAGCCGCGGGGCUGAGCCACUACCCGCCGGCACCCUUCUCCUUCCAUCAAAAGUCAGAUUUUGCUGCCUACUCUGAUUUCUCAGCCUCCUGCCUGGUGACGGCUCCGCAGAGCUUCCCGCCCGAGGAGCAGCACCCUUCUUUCCACCACCCCGACUGGCACCAAGCGGCAAGCGAAGCCCGAAGACGGCUGAAUCCAGGACUAGCCUUGGCUUCUGGGGAGUCAGAAGGCGGCAGCCCAAACCUCGUGAGUGCGGCGAUGGGCAUGAAUGAAGAGUAUGAGGCGCCGGUAAGCGCUGCGAUCGAGACAGAGAAAAAGACAUCCAAAAGAAAAAAGGAAAACUCAGAAAACCAGAACUCGAGCAACAAGGCAGAAAGCAGCAGCAAGUCGCGGAAGGAAAGGACGGCUUUCACAAAGGAGCAGCUACGGGAGCUGGAGGCUGAAUUUGCCCACCACAACUACUUGACAAGGCUCAGGAGAUACGAGAUAGCUGUGAACCUGGACCUCACCGAAAGACAAGUCAAAGUAUGGUUUCAAAACAGAAGAAUGAAGUGGAAACGCGUUAAGGGGGGGCAGCCCGUGUCCCCCCACGAACACGACACGGAGGACAUGGACUCCGCUGCCUCCCCCAGCUCUGACUAGCACCUGCAGCAGCGAGAGGAGCACAGGGAGAGGAACUGGACAGAGAGCAGGCACGACACUGCCACGGGUCAGCUACGGCACCGUGCCACGGCCCCGCCUGCAAAACCCGUGGUGCUGAGCCUUCGAAAGGAGUACGAUGCUGUAGCUGGCAGAGGCAAUCAAAGGGCACGGGGGGAAAAAGCCGAAGGAGAGCAGGACUUUGAUUUUCAUCUGAAUGAAUCUAGCUCUCUGGACAUGUCUCGCUGCCACGGGUCUACCUUCAGAAUAAAAGCUAAGAACCACU